AGUCUUUCUCUUCUUUCCCAACAGCGGAGGCCGAUUUCAAGUCAGGAUCCGCCAUUGUCGCAAAGAAACCUACAGCACAGUAUUGAGACAAUCACUCCUGUCUGUUCGUGGCCUCUGUUGCCAAGCAGUCGCUGCUGAAAAGAGCGAAAACCGCCUCCGGAGAGAGCGGGAGGAAACGCGAGCUUAUGGACGGAAAUCUUCACUUUUCUGCCUGCCCUUCAAGGAAGACGCCACGCAAGAGUCUUCGAUGUGAGUAGUGGUCACUACAGUUGCAAUGAGGUUGUUUGUACUGUUGAGCUUAUUGAGGGUAUUCUGUCCAAGAGGACAACAAGACGUGCUGCAUCCUCGGCCUUGGUUGGGGUCCUCGUUUCGUUCCGGCUGCUUUCUUGCUCUUGCUGCAGAGCGCCGUACAAUGUCUACGUUACUAUGGAUUGAGCAAGGCGGGCUAAAUAAAGAAUUAUGGAUUGAGCAAGGCGGGCUCUCAAUAACUAAAGAAUUAACACAUUGAAAGCAUUAAAACAAAAGGGGAACCUAGAGAUUUAAAGUUAAAGGAAGCACAACCACCCAAUUUUUUCCCAAAACAAAAUCAACGAAGCCACCAUGGUUUCAUGAGACCGUCCACAUUGCGCAGCGGUGGUUAUUGAUCGGACAUUGGGGCAGCAUCCUAUCCAAGCAUCAAGGGGGAUAAGAAUCCUACCCAGAUGCCGCAGCAUGAAGAAGCACCUCAGCGGCCAUGCAUCCUGCUGGGUUGGAUGAUCGAAACAUCGAAACAACCGAGCAAGGCUCAAAUGAGAACUAAGGCGUUCAAUGCGAACAUUUUUCAAGACCAACAUUUCGAGGCAAUGCGAACAUGGUGUUGAGAUACCACACCAGGUGCCGUUCGUUGGGAGUUCAUUUUCCAGAAACCAAAUAAUCCAAGCACAACGAAGACCGCUGAGAUUCGACAACCAAUAUACAGUACUACCAUGAUGAAGUUGAUCAGCUGGGCAGUGAUUUGUGCCGCACUUCUGCCAUCGGCGGGUGCCGGUGGACCACACAAUGUAAUGAUUUCAAACGACAGCGAAGAAGGCAUUGUGGUGGACUGGUUCAAUCCUUCCACCGGAAAGCCAAUGGUCUUUUCCCGCCUCGGACAAGGGGAAUCCGUCCGAGUAAACUCCUUUGUCAACCACACUUUCUUGUUGCGAGCAGACGGCGACAACUGUACCACGGAAGAACUCUGCCGAUAUUCCACGGUCGUUAUCACGGACAACGAUGAUCAAGUCAUCAAAGUGCGAGAGGGCUUGGAAGUAGAACACCGGGACAGCAGCACCAAGGCACAGUAUGCUGCAGCCGACAUUGUUCAGAACUGUCGCGAUAUUUCAAAAGAGCAACUCGCUGCCGGUCACAGUAGUGACAGAGUUAUGAAGCAAAUGUUGAGCUGUGUUGAGGGAAAGACUGCCGAGACAUUGGAACAACUCAGCGAGAGGGUCAGCACCGAAACUCGUCUUCGGGAGCACAUGUCGGGGAACCUUGAAAACUACACGUGUGCAGACGAAAAGAUUGAAACUACCGUCGCUGAAAAGUUCAAGGACUGGGAGCAUCAGAACGUCACACGGAAGAUCCAUCUGUUGCAUGAACGCAAGGCCAGUAAGAUCCACCUUGUUGAAAACUUUAUCAGCCCAGAGGAAUGUGCCGCCAUCGAGGCUGCAGCAAAACCCAUUCUUCAUAGGGGCACGGUUGCAGACGGCAAGGGAGGUAGCCGCCUCUCUGACCACCGCAAGGCCAUGCAAGCAGGCAUCCGAAUCCCAUUCGAAGAGGAAGGUACGGGAAGCCAAGGCGAGCACAUUGCCAACCUAUUUCGAAGAAUCUACGCCUACACCAACAACGCAACUGGCUACGGCAUUGAAGUGGAUGGACAAGAGGACCUGAUGUCCAUUCAAUAUUUCGGUAGAGGAAAAGACGACAAGUCUCCUGACAACUACCGUCCUCAUGGUGACGGCGACAUCGAUGGCCGGCCCCACAAGCGAGGAGGUCGCGUGGCCACAAUGGUGUGCUACUGCACAGCAGACAAUCUAGUCGGCGGUGGAACAAACUUUGGAAAUGCAAACGUCUUUGUAAAACCAAAGGUUGGAGCAGCAGCCUUCUUCUCGUACUUGGAUUCAGAGACGCGCUUGCAUGACACGGGCUUCACGUCACACAGCGGUUGCCCUGUCGUGGAAGGUGUGAAGCGCAUCGCAGUCCACUGGAUGCGAAUUGGAGUGAACAAGGAGAUGCCUUGGGAUUCUUUCAACACAUUGAACAUCCACAAGAGUGAAUGUGAAGAAGAAGAGUAGGCCGGCACUGGCAUGCUGGUGACAGCAAACAUCUUCCAGGCGUUGCAGCCCAGACCUCCAAGCAAACUAUUAGAAACAUCUAAAGGCACUGUGCCGACCCAGACAUCACAACGGCAUAAAAUGUAUAAUAGAGACUUUUAUCAUC
Seminavis robusta is the source of this 2457-nucleotide messenger RNA. NCBI's taxonomy places the organism in Eukaryota, Bacillariophyta, Bacillariophyceae, Naviculales, Naviculaceae. The record is from the annotation of a GenBank genome assembly.